Molecule: messenger RNA, 5409 nt
Organism: Felis catus (domestic cat)
Lineage: Eukaryota; Metazoa; Chordata; Mammalia; Carnivora; Felidae
Gene: AMPD2
Product: adenosine monophosphate deaminase 2
Exons: 18
Coding region: 2302-4590 (762 amino acids)
Biological process (GO): AMP metabolic process; IMP salvage
Cellular component (GO): cytosol
Molecular function (GO): AMP deaminase activity
Source: RefSeq, a predicted model, not a curated record
UGUCUUGUGAGCUUCCUCAUAAGUAUGGGGUGUCCUCGGGCCAGGCCUGUUUGGGGGCUCAGGCGGGGGCCACUGCCUGCCUGUGUGUGCUCCUACACCCUUUGGUUUGGCUCCUAUUCUGAUAGACAUCUCUGCACCAUUUGGAGCAGGCAGCGUGGAGUAGCUGUGCCCAUCUCCCUGAGGGCUAGACUGCCUGAGUCUGUGCUUGCUGAGGGAUAUCUACCUGCCGUCUGCUGUCCCCAGGCUUCCUGACUAAGGAAGGACCGCCCCCAUUUUGGUGACCUGGUCAAGCCAGUCUUUUCACCCCCUCCCCUCAGCAGCAGUCUGUACCUAUAGCCUAAUCAUCCACCACCUCUGUUUUCUUGUGCCAUUGAAGAUCCUGACCUGAGGUCAGGAGUCCUGAGGGUCUGUGUUUUCUGUGUCCAGGUCUGGGCUAUCCAGACAGUGUGUACCCUGGAGCUAGAUCUGUACACCUUUGGGUGGUCACUCGGUGGGAGCAUCUGAUAUCUAUGGGUCAAAGCCUCGGACACCUCUCUGCCUACUAAGGCAGUCUUGGCAGUGAGCGAGAGGGCUCCAGGGCAGAGGGUAGAUGAUGAGGUGACAAGAUCUUGGAGUUGAUGGGAGCAGUCCCUUCUGGCUUUUGGUGGACUCCGCUUGUGUGUGUGUGUGUGUGUGUGUGUGUGUGUGUGUGUGUGUGUGUGUGUUGCAGUGGCACAGACUCAGGGGAUGGGACUAGCAGACAGGCAGCUGGGUCUUCUAGGCCUGGCCUCAGGGAGUAUAUACCUCUAGUGAACCCCAGCAGCCCUGUGCAGGGGCCUGCAGCCUGGACGAAUGGCUCUGGCUGCUGGAACCUGUCCUGGUGUCCCCUGCAUUUCAGUGUAGAUCUUAGGCCACCCUGAUAAGAGAGGAAGUUGAGAUUAGGACCUUGGAUUCAGCUCUUGCUGACCUGAUAGAGACCAGCCCCGGAGGUCUGUGGUCGGCCUCUCCUGCAGGGGGCUAGAAUGGUGAGGAGCUGUGUAGGAUCAAGGUUUUGGGGCAGGCAAGAACCUUGAGCUCUGUCUUACACCCUGUGUGUGGAACAAGUGCCCAUCUUUCUUUCCUCUUCCUGCUCUGCCCUCUUCCAAGUAUGAGAUUGUGUCUCCCACCCCCCGUACCCGUCUACACCCCAUCAAGUUCUGUCCUCUUUGCUGCCAUUCACUGCUUGGUUGUUUUGGUCUGAGCUGGGCCUCUCACCCUCUCUAGUGGGUGGGAAAGUGAGAGGUGUUGGAGGGCCCCCGGAGUUCAUAAUCACAGAUUAUGGUGUUUUACAGAACACUUGCAGAAACAUAUCUCUUUGAGCCUUAUGGCAGUUUGUGGCUAGGCAGGGCAGGACUCACUUAUCACCCCAUUAUUAUAGGACCUGAGGCCUCUGGGAGGCAGAGACAUACUAUAAGUGGGAACAGUCAGACUCGAGUUCUCCAAAUUCUAGUCCCUUAUCUCCCACGCUUCUCCUGGAUGGUUUGUCCCCAGUGAUAAGCUUGAAACGGGGGUUUAGGUCUGGGCAGCUGUGAACAAGCCCCCCUGGGCAGCAGAGAAACUCAGUAACUGGUCCCUACUUGGAGUGAGUCGCUUCUCUUACUGCCACCCAACUUCUCUCCCUAGAAGAGGCUUUGUUUGUCUCAAGGAACCCCAUAGUCAGGGGACCCAGGGGACUGUGGGGAGCAAAACAAGGCCUCUGGGCAGAUGAAGCCGGCCUGGGGCUGUUGUGUUUGGAAAUGAGGGCUGCUCACCCCUACCUCUCUCCCCUCCUACCCUUUGGCCAGCAGGGCCCUACCCACUCACUAUCCCCAAUGGUAGUGCAUUUUAAGGAGGCUUGGCCUCUCCCAGCCAGACUGCCCAGCCCUUAUCAGCCUACCCUGGUCCACCCCCUUGGGGGCUCCACUUUAGGCUGGGCCCUGGUACUGUAGAGGUUAAGGCCCUGUUCACUUCUCCAGUUCCUCUCAUUUCCCAACUCUGAUGCUCCUUUCCUUGAUUUCUGGCUCCCCUGGGCUUCCCUAGCCCCCUGCUUGCUGUCAUCCUAGGGUCUCCCCUGCAUGUUGCUGCACUUGGUACAGCCCGUGCCGGCCCCUUGAGCUGUCCUGGGGGACUGGCUACAGCUCCACUCAGCAAACAAGCGGGCCAGGGGCACAGGGCUUUGGCUGGAGCUGCCUGAACUCUGCAGAGGCUCGGGGUGGGCUGGGGGCCCCUCCGCUGCAGUCUGCCCGAUCCCUGCCAGGCCCUGCCCCCUGCCUCAAGCACUUCCCACUCGACCUACGCACGUCUAUGGAUGGCAAAUGCAAGGAGAUCGCCGAGGAGCUGUUCAGCCGCUCCCUGGCUGAGAGCGAGCUCCGUAGUGCCCCGUACGAGUUCCCUGAGGAGAGCCCCAUUGAGCAGCUGGAGGAGCGGAGGCAGCGCCUGGAGAGGCAGAUCAGCCAGGAUGUCAAGCUGGAGCCAGAUAUCCUGCUUCGGGCCAAGCAAGAUUUCCUGAAGACAGACAGUGAAUCAGACUUCCAGCUCUUCAAGGAGCAGAGCGAGGGGCAAGGUGACCGGGGCCUGCGGGACCGAGACGUGGUGCUAGAGCGGGAAUUUCAGCGGGUCACCAUCUCCGGCGAGGAGAAGUGUGGGGUGCCAUUCACAGACCUGCUGGAUGCAGCCAAGAGUGUGGUGCGGGCACUUUUUAUCCGGGAGAAGUACAUGGCCCUGUCACUGCAGAGUUUUUGCCCUACCACCCGGCGGUAUCUGCAGCAGCUGGCUGAGAAGCCUCUGGAGACACGGACCUAUGAGCAGGGCCCUGACACCCCUGUGUCUGCUGAUGCCCCGGUGCACCCCCCUGCGCUGGAGCAGCACCCAUAUGAGUACUGUGAGCCGAGCACCAUGCCUGGGGACCUGGGUUUGGGUCUGCGCAUGGUGCAGGGCGUGGUGCACGUCUACACCCGCAGGGAAACUGAUGAUCAUUGCUCAGAGAUGGAGCUGCCGUACCCUGACCUGCAGGAAUUUGUGGCAGAUGUCAAUGUGCUCAUGGCCCUGAUUAUCAAUGGCCCCAUAAAGUCCUUCUGCUACCGUCGGCUACAGUACCUGAGCUCCAAGUUCCAGAUGCACGUGCUGCUCAACGAGAUGAAGGAGCUGGCCGCCCAGAAGAAGGUUCCACACCGAGACUUCUACAACAUCCGCAAGGUGGACACGCACAUCCACGCCUCGUCCUGCAUGAACCAGAAGCACCUGCUGCGCUUUAUCAAACGGGCGAUGAAGCGGCACCUGGAGGAGAUCGUGCACGUGGAGCAGGGCCGUGAGCAAACGCUGCGGGAGGUCUUUGAGAGCAUGAAUCUCACUGCCUAUGACCUGAGUGUGGACACACUGGACAUGCACGCGGACAGAAACACCUUCCAUCGCUUUGACAAGUUCAAUGCCAAAUACAACCCCAUUGGGGAGUCUGUCCUCCGAGAGAUCUUCAUCAAAACCGACAACAGGGUCUCUGGAAAGUACUUUGCCCACAUUAUCAAGGAGGUGAUGUCAGACCUGGAGGAGAGCAAAUACCAGAACGCGGAGCUGCGACUCUCCAUCUACGGGCGCUCAAGGGACGAGUGGGACAAGCUGGCCUGUUGGGCCGUGAAGCACAAAGUACACUCCCCCAACGUGCGCUGGCUCGUGCAAGUGCCCCGCCUCUUUGACGUGUACCGUACCAAGGGCCAGCUGGCCAACUUCCAAGAGAUGCUGGAGAACAUCUUCCUGCCACUGUUUGAGGCCACUGUGCACCCUGCCAGCCACCCUGAGCUGCACCUCUUCUUGGAGCACGUGGAUGGCUUUGACAGUGUGGAUGAUGAGUCUAAGCCCGAGAAUCACGUCUUCAACCUGGAGAGCCCUCUCCCCGAGGCUUGGGUGGAGGAGGACAAUCCACCCUAUGCCUACUACCUGUACUACACCUUUGCCAACAUGGCCAUGCUGAACCACCUGCGCAGGCAGAGGGGCUUCCACACAUUUGUGCUGAGGCCGCACUGUGGGGAAGCCGGGCCCAUCCACCACCUGGUGUCGGCCUUCAUGCUGGCGGAGAACAUCUCUCAUGGGCUACUUCUGCGUAAGGCCCCAGUCCUGCAGUACCUGUAUUACCUGGCCCAGAUUGGCAUCGCCAUGUCCCCACUCAGCAAUAACAGCCUCUUCCUCAGCUAUCACCGGAACCCGCUACCUGAGUACCUGUCUCGUGGUCUCAUGGUCUCGCUGUCCACUGACGAUCCCCUGCAGUUCCACUUCACCAAGGAGCCACUGAUGGAGGAAUAUAGCAUCGCUACCCAGGUGUGGAAGCUCAGCUCCUGCGACAUGUGUGAGCUGGCACGCAACAGUGUGCUCAUGAGCGGCUUCUCCCACAAGGUGAAGAGCCACUGGCUGGGACCCAACUAUACCAAGGAGGGCCCUGAGGGCAAUGAUAUCCGCCGUACGAACGUGCCGGACAUCCGUGUGGGCUACCGCUAUGAGACCUUGUGCCAGGAGCUGGCGCUCAUCACGCAGGCUGUCCAGAGUGAGACGCUGGAGACCAUCCCGGAGGAGGCUGGUGUCACCACAAGCCCGGGGCCUCAGUGAGCUUGGCCCACACGGGGCCCCCUGCAUCUCAGCACCUCGACCACGUUUCAUUCUCAGACCCCUCCCACCCUGUUGUGUCUGCAUGUGUCUGUUCUUCUUUGUUCUGUCCCGCAUGUCUCCAGCCUGGAUCUGUCCCUGUGCCACCUCUGUGAAAGUGGUGCCCAGAAUCUGCUUUGCCCUUGUCUGGGCCUGAAGGCCCGGCUUUGAUGGCUGCCCUGCCAAUGGCCCUGUCCCAGGACCCUCUGAAGCCUGGCUGUCCUGUGGGCAUCUAAGUGUCCACAGGGGCUAGAGAUGGUUGAGGGGGGCUGGCCCCUCUAGCCCUUGGGGUCCUGCCUGGGCAGAUCUUGUCGUGUGUGUGUGUCCGGGGAGCAGUCAGGUGGGGCCCGUGCAUACCUGCUGGGGGUCUGUGGAGCUCCAGCAGCUCUGUGGUGAGCACAGUUGGGCUGAACUCGGUCACAGCCCUCGCUGCCUGGACUCGGGCCUCGGAGGUGCUGGACCACCGCCUCCACCAAGUCACUGCCUAGCAGCCUUCUCCGUCCUUCCUCCGGUCUACAUGCUCCUCUGGUGUCAGCUUCCUGUGCCUCUGUGGGAGGGGGCAGCUGCCCUGUGUUGUAUCUGGAGCCAUUGCAGCCGGAGGGUCCUGAAUCUGUCACCAGCCCUGGAGGUGGUAUCCCCACUGUGAUCCCCAGAGUUUUGACCACACCUGAAUCCACUUGGUCCCCUGUGUUGUGUUCUGGACUGAGGUCUUUGCUGUGAAAUGCAGUGUUUCAUACAAUCCCAUCUUUCCUAGUGCAUGAGAAAUAAAGGUUAUUUAAGUAA